UGCGCUGAUAUAUGACCUUUCACCCCCGCGUGGAUUGUGUGGUUGUCUAGUCUAGAGACAAUGGCUCUACCGUCCAACUACUCGUGCGUGUGUGCGGCAGCGCUGUCUCUGCUGACGUUUGCCGCGAUGCAAGUUUUCCGCGAGCCUCUGGCGGCGGAAAGGAGCACCACAAUUCUCGGAGGGUUCAUCGGCUCCAUCUUCUUCAUCUUCUUCCUCACCGCAGUUGGAAAUGGGUUCACUAUGUUGUUUGGCAGGACGUACCAGGUCAAGAUUGUCCCUGAAGUGGCAGUUUGUCUGGUUGUGUCUGUGUUUGUGUCAGGUCUUGUCCACAGAGUUUCUGCCUCCACCUGCCUCAUUUUCUCACUGCUGGCACUCUACUUCAUGAAUCGAAUAUCGCAAGCCACCUAUUCAUCCUCCUCUGCCUAUUCCCAGACCUCCUCUGCUCAUAAAUCCCCCCAGGGGGUCGCCACCCCUAAAUCUCCCCGUGGAAAACGAAGUGGAAAAGGGAGCAGUUGAACUCUAGGCAACAAUUGUGGAUACUUUUUGAUGUCAAAUCUCCUAAUCAUGACAUUUCUCAAGCUAUUUACUGAAACACAAAAAUGCAAACAGAUUAUAACAAAAAUAUGAAAACAACAUUAAAUCAAGAAUAAUGAUGUGGAGUGCGAAAAUGCAUGGCUUAUGUCAUUGAAGUGGUGUGAGGUAUGCUUACUCCGACCUGUCUGAACCCUGUGGGUCCCCCAAUCUGCUCCCCACUCCGUCUCUCUUUCACCCUCCUCUGGCCCCGCCCACCUCGUACAUCAACCUGUCCCAGGACGUCGAGUGGGACGGGAGACGAGGGGAGAACCCCAUUGUAACCAAGGUAAUUAUCCACAUAGUUGAGGUUCAUCUCGUCCAUGAGUCGAGCUCCGUGUCGUCGAUGGUAACGAUGUUCGGAGGUACGACUAGAAGCCUGACUGCCGAGUGUGUCGCUAUCUUGAUCAUCGUAAUAGUGUGCCACCUUUCUCUUUAGAACAGGGUCUUCUCUACAGCACAGGGCGCUGCGGAUGCGAGUGUUGGCACAGCCGUUUGCCAAUAGGAAGUAGAGUCCAGUCAGGACAGCGAGAACUCCGACCACGAUCAAUAGUUUGUCAGUGUCUAGUUGGUAGCGCCCCGUGAUAUGCACGGAGUCAGCUGUGAGGUAGACGGAGACUAGAGUGAAGGAGUACAGGAGAGCAGUGGUUUGGUUGGAGGCGAUACGGAGGUAGACUGGCAGGUCUAGGUCGUAGUCACUGCAGCAGAGGACGACGAGAGAGAGGAGGGAGAGGAAGAGCGUGACGACCACUGCUAGACCGGAUAUGAACGUGAAGUAGUUUGGGAAAACAUCGCCCUCCAGCCAACAUCUGUGGGGGAAAGAUGAAUCAUGGGACGCCAAUGUUCAUAUCCAAUGACACUAGGACACCACUUUAACCCAGGACACUCUGUUCUUGCUUUUGAGCUACCAGGGAAGCUAAGCAGGUGAGUGUUGUUCUGGAUGUGAAAUGUGUAUGUGAAGAGUUGUCUAACAUGUCGGGAGACUCAGGGAAUCCUCCAUAUCUUGAUCCAGCCACUCCACCAACAAUAACCGCU
Geodia barretti is the source of this 1605-nucleotide messenger RNA. NCBI's taxonomy places the organism in Eukaryota, Metazoa, Porifera, Demospongiae, Tetractinellida, Geodiidae. The record is from the annotation of a GenBank genome assembly.